Messenger RNA from Erpetoichthys calabaricus (reedfish), 1181 nucleotides. Its product is annotated as CCR4-NOT transcription complex subunit 3-like. The coding region runs from base 63 to 827 and encodes 254 amino acids. NCBI's taxonomy places the organism in Eukaryota, Metazoa, Chordata, Cladistia, Polypteriformes, Polypteridae. Gene Ontology annotation, cellular component: CCR4-NOT core complex; P-body. Gene Ontology annotation, biological process: regulation of DNA-templated transcription; regulation of stem cell population maintenance; nuclear-transcribed mRNA poly(A) tail shortening. The record is from RefSeq and is a predicted model, not a curated record. The transcript has 6 exons.
GCAGUGGCUCGCAGUUAACCAAUUCCACAAGUUCCAGUUCAAACACCAGUUUACUUGUCCCAAUGCCUAUCAAUCCUCCAAGCUCUCCUAGUCCUAGUUUCAGUGAAUCAAAAACAGCUCAGAGCCUUCUCAAUGGGCCAUUGAAUUAUACUCAGCCAGAGAUUAAGGCUCCUGAGCCUCUCAGUUCCUUAAAGUCUAUGGCUGAAAGGGCAGCUCUUGGAUCAGGGCUUGAAGACCAGAUAACAUCACUGCACAUCACAGACAGAGAUCUCUUUCCCAGUUCUACAUCUGCGCCCGGGGGCCCUACAGUGCCUACUCAGACACAGCUCUCUGAGGUUAAUAUACCCCCUUCUUUGGGUGUCUGUCCUCUGGGGCCCGUCCCUCUGUCUAAAGAGCAGCUAUAUCAACAGGCAAUGCAGGAAGCUGCCUGGACGCACAUGCCACAUCCCUCUGAUUCUGAAAGAAUACGGCAGUACUUGAUGCGGAAUCCUUGUCCGACUCCUCCGUACCACCACCAGGUGCCCCCGCCUCAUUCAGACUCGGUUGAGUUUUACCAGAGACUCUCAACAGAAACGCUCUUUUUCAUCUUCUACUAUUUGGAAGGUACGAAAGCUCAGUAUCUUGCUGCAAAGGCUUUGAAGAAACAGUCAUGGCGUUUCCACACAAAGUAUAUGAUGUGGUUCCAAAGACACGAGGAGCCCAAAACCAUCACAGAUGAGUUUGAGCAGGGAACGUAUAUCUACUUUGACUAUGAGAAGUGGGGCCAGCGGAAAAAGGAAGGAUUCACAUUUGAGUAUCGUUACCUGGAGGACCGGGACUUGCAGUGACUGAGCCGAAAGGGGUCCAGGAUACCCAGACAAAAAGUGCACAGCUGACCUGCCCAGAACUGAUCCGAAAUACAACUACACACCAGCCUCCGUCUGCGUUGCCCAUCCUCUGCUACCUAUCUUGUGGAUAGGGGGGAAGAUGUCAAGGCUGGCAGACAAUUGAGUUGUGAGAUGCGGCACGCAUCUAGUGGAAUGGCAAGUGGACUAGAACUUUGGCUUUUUUUUAUUUUAUUUUUUUUAUUCUAUUUUGGAAAAAAAUAUAGCCCUCAUUCUGGUGGGAGGGCUAAUUUAAGUAAAUAAAUGAAAACAACAAACUGGCUGUAUCAUAAUUAAAGAGAAGUUAAUUUUCACAAA